Molecule: messenger RNA, 3481 nt
Organism: Diceros bicornis minor
Lineage: Eukaryota; Metazoa; Chordata; Mammalia; Perissodactyla; Rhinocerotidae
Gene: SYN3
Product: synapsin III
Exons: 13
Coding region: 147-1886 (579 amino acids)
Biological process (GO): neurotransmitter secretion
Cellular component (GO): synaptic vesicle; synaptic vesicle membrane
Molecular function (GO): ATP binding
Source: RefSeq, a predicted model, not a curated record
GCAAGGACGGCUGAAGCCAUCUCGAGCAGGAUUCCCCUGGCUCUGCUGGCCCAAGACCCGACCUCCCCCUCUCGCUGGCGGCCUGUGUUCUGGGCCGCACCUAGACAAGUCCAAGUAGGAACAAGCCAUCUCAUCCAUCCACAGCCAUGAAUUUCCUCCGGCGGCGCCUCUCUGAUAGCAGCUUCGUGGCCAACCUGCCGAAUGGCUAUAUGACAGACCUACAGCGCCCAGACAGCUCCACCAGCUCCCCCGCUUCCCCGGCCAUGGAGAGGAGGCACCCCCAGCCCCUGGCAGCCUCCUUCUCCUCUCCAGGAUCCAGCCUCUUCACCUCCUUCUCCAGUGCCAUGAAGCAGACCUCGCAGGCCCCCAUGGGGCUGAUGGAGCCUCCAGUUCCCUCCACACCUGUUGUUCAAAGGCCCAGGAUCCUGUUGGUGAUCGAUGAUGCCCACACAGACUGGGCCAAGUAUUUCCAUGGGAAGAAGGUGAAUGGAGAGAUUGAGAUCCGCGUGGAGCAAGCUGAAUUCUCGGAGUUGAACCUAGCUGCCUAUGUUACUGGGGGCUGUAUGGUGGACAUGCAAGUCAUGAGAAAUGGGACCAAGGUUGUGAGAUCCUUCAAGCCAGACUUCAUCCUGGUCCGCCAGCACGCCUACAGCAUGGCCCUGGGUGAAGACUACCGCAGCCUGGUCAUCGGCCUCCAGUACGGAGGGCUGCCCGCUGUCAACUCCCUCUACUCUGUGUACAACUUCUGCAGCAAGCCCUGGGUGUUCUCUCAACUCAUCAAGAUCUUCCAUUCCUUGGGUCCUGAGAAGUUCCCGCUUGUGGAGCAAACAUUUUUCCCCAACCAUAAGCCAAUGCUCACAGCCCCACACUUCCCUGUGGUGGUCAAGCUGGGUCACGCCCACGCCGGAAUGGGAAAGAUCAAAGUAGAAAACGCACAUGACUACCAGGACGUCACAAGCAUGGUGGCAAUGGCCAAGACCUAUGCCACCACGGAGGCCUUCAUCGACUCCAAGUACGACAUCCGCAUCCAGAAAAUCGGGUCCAACUACAAGGCUUACAUGAGAACCUCCAUCUCUGGAAACUGGAAGGCCAACACGGGCUCUGCCAUGCUGGAGCAGGUGGCCAUGACAGAGAGGUACAGGCUGUGGGUAGACAGCUGCUCAGAAAUGUUUGGCGGCCUGGACAUCUGCGCUGUCAAGGCCGUGCACAGCAAGGAUGGCAGAGAUUACAUCAUUGAGGUGAUGGACAGCUCGAUGCCCCUGAUUGGAGAGCACGUGGAAGAGGACAAACAACUGAUGGCCGACCUCGCUGUCUCCAAAAUGAGCCAGUUCCUGAUGCCAGGGGGCACAGCGCCCUCGCCCCUGAGGCCUUGGGGUCCGCAGGCUAAACCAGCAAAAUCCCCUGGGCCAGCCCAGCUGGGACCUCCCCUUGGACAGCCCCAGCCACGCCCACCCACCCAAGGGGGCCCUCGCCAAGCUCAGUCUCCGCAGCCCCCGAGGUCCGGAAGCCCCUCUCAACAGAGGAUCUCCCCACAAGGCCAGCAGCCCCUGAGCCCCCCGUCCGGAUCUCCACAGCAGCAGAGAUCGCCAGGCUCUCCACAGCUCUCCCGGGCAUCCAGCGGCAGCUCUCCAAACCAGGCCUCCAAGCCAGGCGCCACCCUCACCUCACAGCCCCGGCCGCCCAUUCAAGGCCGCAGCACCUCCCAACAGGGUGACGAAUCCAAGAGGCCAGCACCUCCCCACCCCCAUCUCAACAAAUCCCAGUCCCUGACUAACAGCCUCAGCACGACCGACGCUUCCCAGCGCGGGACCCCAAGUGAAGACGAGGCCAAGGCCGAAACCAUCCGCAACCUGAGGAAGUCUUUCGCCAGCUUGUUCUCUGACUAACCCUGUCCGGGCUGGGACGGGGAGGGCUCUGUUCCACCGUCCCUCCUCCUGCCUCAUCUUCCUUCUCAGCCUUGGUUCCCGACGGGAACAGAAUGGAGGGUUUGAGAAUAUCCUGUCUAAAUGCCUUCGAUCCAGGAACUGAGCGUCUAUCCGUGUCCCCACUUUCCUUUGCCAUGACGUUCCAGUGUUGUCCGACUGAGUGGCCUUUGAGAACCUCCAGGUUCCUCAAAAUGGGCCCCAGAGACGGGCAUCAUCUCAGCCUGCCCACCCAGAUGCUUGCUUCCCUGCCUCAGAUAACCAAGUGAGACGUCUGUGUGUGGCUAGUCUUCACAUUUCUUGUUAGCGUUUGCUUGCCUUUGGGCCAAGGUCCCCUCUAGGCCAUCAAAUGCAGACACUGUAGUGGACCUCAGCAAUAGAGGAGGCAAUAAUCUUUUGACAGUGUUUUGCAAACAAAAGGAGAAAAGCCCAGCCAGGGGACCCUACACCUACCCAUGCUAGUUCCAGCCAGGCUCAAGAGACUGCCCCUCAGACCAGGCAGGCAAAGGCCCCAUCACGCCUGGCCACCAAUAGGAUCUUGAGGACAGUGGAAAGAAAUCAGAUCGUGUGGGACAAGUGGGGCCUUUCAGAAACAGAGGGGAAACUCUUGAAAUGCUGCUCACGCCCAGACUGGACAGCCAAGAGCAGACGACAGGUUCCUUUAGGAGUCAUUACUAGCUCCCAGAGGAGGAAAUGCCCUCAACUCCCCGAGGAAGGCGUUAGUUUAGGGCCCCUCUACCCAUUCUGUGUCACACCACCAGGAAUUCUCUCUGAAUUACCGCCGAGAACGUUGUUUCCUCCUCAAGGACAUACGAGGAAGCAGAGAGAAUCCGCAGGUCAAUGACGCAGGAUCAGAGAGCGCGAUGAUAGUAACUUCUAGGUCAGCAUUUCACAAACCGUGCAUGGCAAGGUGUUGGUAGGUUACUCAAUUACAAAGGGUCCCAUGGUCACACAUGUUUAGGAAACACUGUUUAUAGUUCUGUUUUUGAGGUUGAUGUUACACAUGACGUGUCAAAGGCUCUUGGAAUUCCUGCAGUAAACAAAUUAGCUUUAACUUUGCUUACCCCAAACUUAUUUGACUAACAAGUUAACCGCAGAGCUGGAAAACGUAGUCCUGACUCCCUUUCCAAAGCUCUUCCCUACAUCAGACUGCCCCCGUGACCAGAUGGGGUGCAGGGAUGUCCCUAACCACCAAGCACGUGGUGCUAGAACCAUUGUCAGUGCCAGAAUCAACCUCCUGGUCUCUGAGAGCCCAGGAUAGUAGAACAUAGCCAGGCUAUCCCCUCACAGCCCACUUUGCAACUCGAGAUAUGUCUUCCCCUCACUGUUCACCGGGAGGGGAGAGGGGGAGGUAAAAAUGAAAGCAUCCUUGGCCCAGAGCAGCUUCUAGUCAUGCCCAAGAGAUAUAGACUGCUUGGUCAUCAGUUUGGUAUCCAGAUUCCCAGAAGCAUAAAAGCAGUCCUUGGUCCUUCAAAGCCAGGCUGGUAUGGUGAGGACAAGGCAGAGACCUUCUCCUUCUGUGUGCCCUAGAACCUUGGACCUCAGAAGAACCCACCUUC